Ochotona curzoniae (black-lipped pika) is the source of this 1043-nucleotide messenger RNA. It is a transcript of the gene HIKESHI, whose product is annotated as heat shock protein nuclear import factor hikeshi. Gene Ontology annotation, molecular function: nuclear import signal receptor activity; Hsp70 protein binding. NCBI's taxonomy places the organism in Eukaryota, Metazoa, Chordata, Mammalia, Lagomorpha, Ochotonidae. Gene Ontology annotation, cellular component: cytosol; nucleus. The record is from RefSeq and is a predicted model, not a curated record. The coding region runs from base 420 to 896 and encodes 158 amino acids. Gene Ontology annotation, biological process: protein import into nucleus. The transcript has 6 exons.
UUGAACUGGUAGAAAGGGAAGGGUCAGAGGUCGUCGGGGCAGAAGGUGUUCCUGCCGCUGGCCCAGUUGCUAUGUAGUGGAGAGGCGGGCGCCUUCCCUUAAAUUCUGGAACGUUCUUGGGCUCGACUAGGGCAGAAUCUCCAGGACUCCUAGCCGCCGGCGUCAAGUCCUAGCCGGCCGAGGAGAGCCGCCGCCGCCAUGUUUGGCUGCCUGGUGGCGGGGAGGCUGUUCGCUUCAGAGCUGCAGAAAGGGACAGACUGAGAGACAGAGCUUAGCAUCUUCUGGUUUGUUCCUCAAAUGGCUACAAUGGCUAGCUCUUUGGAGUCUCCCAUGUACAAACAGCUGCACAGCAAGUAGCAGAGGAUAAAUUUGUAUUUGACCUGCCGGAUUAUGAAAGUAUCAACCACGUUGUAGUUUUUAUGCUUGGAACAAUUCCAUUUCCUGAAGGAAUGGGAGGAUCUGUCUACUUUUCCUAUCCUGAUUCAAAUGGAAUUCCUGUAUGGCAGCUCCUAGGAUUUGUCACAAAUGGGAAGCCAAGUGCCAUCUUCAAAAUUUCAGGUCUUAAAUCUGGAGAAGGGAGCCAACACCCCUUUGGAGCCAUGAAUAUUGUCCGGACUCCAUCUGUUGCCCAGAUUGGAAUUUCAGUGGAAUUAUUGGACAGUCUGGCUCAGCAGACACCAGUAGGCAAUGCAGCUGUAUCCUCAGUUGACUCAUUCACUCAGUUCACACAAAAAAUGUUGGACAACUUCUACAAUUUUGCUUCAUCAUUUGCUGUCUCUCAGGCCCAGAUGACACCAAGUCCAUCUGAAAUGUUCAUUCCAGCAAAUGUGGUUCUGAAAUGGUAUGAAAACUUUCAAAGGCGACUGACACAGAAUCCUCUCUUUUGGAAAACAUAAUUUGAAUAAGACACUAUAUGACAGAUCCUAAAAUCUGUCAUGUUUGGAAGAUCCAUUUGAAAGUAUGAAGACAAAAGAAUCAUGAAAUCUAAGUGUAAAAACUGUUUAGUGACUGAAGCAAUUAAAAUCUUUAUAAAAAAUUAAAAA